Molossus molossus (Pallas's mastiff bat) is the source of this 1948-nucleotide messenger RNA. RefSeq names its product insulin like growth factor binding protein 3 (gene IGFBP3). Gene Ontology annotation, molecular function: insulin-like growth factor II binding; insulin-like growth factor I binding; fibronectin binding. The record is from RefSeq and is a predicted model, not a curated record. Gene Ontology annotation, cellular component: extracellular region. Gene Ontology annotation, biological process: regulation of insulin-like growth factor receptor signaling pathway. Lineage: Eukaryota; Metazoa; Chordata; Mammalia; Chiroptera; Molossidae. Bases 108 to 1004 code for a protein of 298 amino acids. The transcript is spliced from 5 exons.
CUGAAGUCUGACCGCUGCCCGCUUCGCUCCCGCAGCCUCCCGCCGCAGCUAUCACCCCGUCCCGUGCGCCCCGGCCGGCUGAGCAGAGGACACCCGCAGUGGGCGCCAUGCAGCGGACGUGCCCCUUGCUCUCGGCAGCGACGCUGAUCGCGCUGGCCCUGCUCCAAGGACCGCCCGCGGCGCAAGCAGGUGUCGGCUCGGCGGGCGCUGGGCCGGUGGUGCGCUGCGAACCUUGCGACGCGCGCUCUCUGGCCCAGUGUGCGCCCCCGCCCGCCACGUGUGCCGAGGUGGUGCGCGAGCCGGGCUGCGGCUGCUGCCUGACGUGCGCCCUGGGCGCAGGCCAGCCGUGCGGCGUGUACACCGAGCGCUGCGGCGCGGGUCUCCGCUGCCACCCGCAGCCUGGCGAGCCGCGUCCGCUGCAGGCACUGCUGGAGGGCCGCGGGCUCUGCUCCAACACCAGCGCCGCAGGCCGCCUGCGCACCCACCUGCUGCCCGCGGCGGCCGCUGCCAGUACGCCGCCCACGCCAGGAAACGACAGUGAGUCUGAGGAAGACCACAGUGCAGCGGCCUCGAGGAGCCCUGUGCUGUCCGUCACACACCGGGCCCCCGACUUCCACCCUGGCCACACCAAGAUAGACGUAAUCAAGAAGGGGCUCACCAGAGACAGCCAGCGCCACAAAGUGGACUAUGAGACCCAGAGCACAGUCACGCAGAACUUCUCCUCCGAGUCCCAGCAGGACACCGAAACCGAAUACGGGCCCUGCCGCCGGGAGAUAGAGGAGACUCUGAACCACCUCAAGUCCCUGAACACGGUGAGCCCCAGGGCCAUUCACAUCCCCAACUGCGACAAGAGGGGCUUCUACAAGAAGAGGCAGUGCCGUCUGUCCAAAGGCAGGAGUCGCGGCUUCUGCUGGUGCGUGGACAAGUACGGGCAGCCCCUCCCAGGCUUCUACCCGAAGGGCAAAGGGUACGUGCAGUGUGACAGCGACGAGGAGAGCAAGUGACUGGCCAGUUCCGAGGGCACCAGCACGCCAGUUCCGCACAGACGACGGCCAAGGACCUGCUCAGCACCUGGCUGCAGCCUCUUUGUAUUUCUUUGCGUGGCGAAUCAAUUUCUUUUUUCGAUCGAAGUUUAGAAAGAGAUUUUGAGAUGCCUGGGAUUCUAAGCGGGGACUUGAGGGGCUUUUCCACUUUCCAGUACCAGGGAAACCGAGCGAUUUUUCUUGUUGCUUUUUCUGAACCUGCUUGUAAACCCAACCACACACCAUGGCCUCCUGCGGUCCGGACCCCGUGGGCGGCGUGGCUGACCCUGACUUCACCCCUCGGCACCCCCGCUGCUGAGCGGACGCGCACUGUCCCCUUGCGACUGGAGCACGGGGCUCUGAGAACGGCGGCCCCACAGGUACCCCCCCGCCAAGGCCUGCGUCCCUCCACCCGGAAGGGAGUUCCUGUCUUCAGGUGACCGGUUCUGCGUGGGAAGGAGUGGAGACGAUGACGUGGAGUCUUACUUACGUUUAUAAAAUGACCAGGAACACGCUCAGGAGCCCUGAGCAGAUUCCUAAGGACACAGCCUUUGCUGGUGGCCCCACGGGGCAGGGGAUGGGGGGCCAGCACCACACCUGGGUUUCAGGGGCAUCCCCCAGAUGCUUCCGGUGAUGGCAGAAAAGGGUGCUUCCCACCCACAAAUGCAAGACCAAGGUCACCUUUGAGGCUAAGUUCCUUAGACGCAAUGGAAGGCUGUGCUCGUGCCUCUCUCUGCCGAGCACAGUGUAACGAGCACAGUGUCUAAGCAGAGACAGGAGGCCCCGGAGCUCAGACUCGCCCGCUCUCUCUCCUGACUCACACGUACUUGCAGAGAAAUGUCUUCAUGAAGUGUCUCCCUUGUAUGCAUCGCAGUCCAGAUAUGCUAGGACCUGUACUUGAUCAUCUUAGGUGAAACGUCAGCCAC